AGUUAAACUUCCAUACUGGGUCCGAUAUAUCCAUGUGGAGAUUCUGGGAUUCAUGGGAAACGAGAACGGGUCCACUCAGAAAAUCUCAGUGGGAGACGAGGUUCACGUCAAACCUAAUGUGGUCACACCCACCUACAAAUGGGGGUCCGUGUCUCAUAACUGCAUUGGAACAGUUACAGCCAUCAAUGCCAAUGGUAGAGAUCUAACAGUAGACUUUCCCCAGGAAUCUCACUGGACAGGGGUUAUUGAUGAAAUGAAAAUUGUGCCAAGAUCAAAUCCUGGAGUGGGGUGUGAUGAAUGUGAACUGUUCCCCAUUGUGGGCUCAAGAUACAAGUGUCAGAAUUGUCCCAGUUAUGACAUGUGUGAAAACUGCUUCAGAAUCAAGAAGCACAAACACAGUCAUGUCUUCAUCAAAAUAUCUGAACCAGAUUGUGAGCCAUCUUUUGCUGGUAAAGCAGGCAAACAGAGGAGGAAGUUUGGGGUCAUGUCCUCCAGAUCCACCAUUGAUGACUGGCACACCUGUGUCAAGGCCAUCACUGUGUCAUCUCGAGAAAACCAGGCUCGCCGACUCAUCAAUGGAAACAAUGGCUACUGGCAGAGUUCAGGGUUACAGGGCAAACACUGGAUCCGACUUGAAAUGCAGCCAGAUAUCCUUUUACAUCGACUCUACAUGAAAGUGGAGCCUUCUGACUCCAGCUACAUGCCAAAUUUGGUGGUGAUCAGUGCAGGAGAUACAUUACACUCCAUGAGAGAAAUCCGUGCAGUCAAUAUCACAUCAUCUGAGUCUAUUGUUACGCUUCUACAGGACCUUAAUGACGUGAGUCUUAGAUUCAAUUAUGAUUAA
Saccostrea cuccullata (small rock oyster) is the source of this 844-nucleotide messenger RNA. Its product is annotated as E3 ubiquitin-protein ligase HERC2-like. The coding region runs from base 53 to 844 and encodes 263 amino acids. The record is from RefSeq and is a predicted model, not a curated record. The transcript has 5 exons. Gene Ontology annotation, molecular function: zinc ion binding. Lineage: Eukaryota; Metazoa; Mollusca; Bivalvia; Ostreida; Ostreidae.